CGGGGCGUUAGGCCGGAAGCCACGCAGGGCCACGUCUGCGGGCUGCCAGAGCGCUGGUGUGGGGCGGACGCGGUGGCGGCGGUGGCCUCUCGGUGCGUGGAGGUGGCGAAGACCCGCUUGCUCUUGGCGGAGCCAUGGAUUUGGAGGCUGUUACAAAACACUCAGCGUUCCAUGCCAAGCCCAGUGGACUAACUCUUCAGUAUGGGACUGCUGGAUUUCGAACAACUGCAGCGCAUCUUGAUCACAUCAUGUUUCGAAUGGGAUUGUUAGCUGUCCUGAGGUCAAAGCACACACGUUCCACGAUAGGAGUCAUGGUCACAGCCUCACACAAUCCUGAGGAAGACAAUGGUGUGAAGCUGAUCGAUCCUUUGGGGGAAAUGUUGGCCCCUUCCUGGGAGGAGCACGCUACCUGUCUGGCCAAUGCUGAGGAGCAGGAUAUCCUGAGAGUGCUUACUGACAUCAGCGAGAAAGAAUCUGUGGAUCUGCAGCAAGAUGCCUUCAUAGUUCUUGGUAGAGACACCAGGCCCAGCAGUGAGAAACUUUCUCAGUCUGUAAUAGAUGGUGUGACUGUCUUAGGAGGUCAGUUCCAUGAUUACAGCCUGUUAACCACACCUCAGCUGCACUACAUGGUGUACUGUCGGAAUACUGGUGGCCAGUAUGGAAAGGCAACCAUAGAGGGCUACUGCCAGAAACUCUCAAAGGCUUUUAUGGAGCUUAUCAAACAGGCUUCCUGCAGUGGUGAUGAGAACAGAUCUGUUAAGGUGGACUGUGCGAACGGCAUAGGAGCCCUGAAGCUCAAAGAAAUGCAGCGCUACUUCUCCCAGGGACUGUCCCUGCAGCUGUUCAAUGAUGGGACCAGAGGGAAGCUCAAUCACCUGUGCGGAGCUGACUUUGUGAAAACCCACCAGAAACUGCCACAGGGAAUGGAAAUAAAGUCCAAUGAAAGAUGCUGCUCCUUCGAUGGAGAUGCAGACAGAAUCGUGUAUUUCUACUGUGAUGCGGGCGGUCACCUUCAUCUCAUAGAUGGAGACAAGAUAGCAACGUUGGUUAGCAGUUUCCUAAAAGAGCUCCUGUUGGAGGUUGGAGAGAGUUUGAAUAUUGGUGUUGUACAAACUGCAUAUGCAAAUGGAAGCUCCACACGGUACCUGGAGGAAGUUAUGAAGGUACCUGUUUACUGCACCAAAACUGGUGUUAAACAUUUGCACCACAAGGCACAGGAGUUUGACAUUGGAGUUUACUUUGAAGCAAAUGGACAUGGCACAGCACUGUUUAGUAAAGCGGUUGAAGUGAAGAUAAAACAACUAGCAGAGUUAGAAGACGAGAAAGGGAAAGCUGCCAAGAUGCUUGCAAACAUCAUCAACUUGUUCAACCAGGCAGCUGGUGAUGCAAUUUCUGACAUGCUGGUGAUUGAGGCCAUCUUGGUUCUGAAGGGCCUGACUGUGCAGCAGUGGGAUGCUCUUUACACUGAUCUCCCAAACAGACAACUCAAAGUUAAGGUUGCAGACAGGAGAGUUAUUAGCACCACAGAUGCUGAAAGACAAGCAGUUACACCACCCGGACUCCAAGAGGCCAUCAACGACCUAGUGAAGAAGUACAAGCUUGCUCGAGCUUUUGUCCGGCCCUCUGGUACAGAAGAUGUCGUCCGAGUGUAUGCAGAAGCAGACUCACAAGAAAAUGCAGACAGCCUUGCAUAUGAAGUGAGCUUGGCAGUAUAUCAGCUGGCUGGAGGAAUUGGAGAAAGACCCCAAUCAUCUUUCUGAAGAUAAUUCUUGUACUCUGGGAAACUGGAUUUCUAAAAUGGUUUUUAUCAAACUGCUGACAAUACUGGCAGUACCAAGACAUGUGUGAUCAUAGCUUACAGUGAUUAUUUCUAGAUCUGUUUAUCUUAAACACUACCAGAAAAAUUCUUUACAAACUGAUAAACCUUAUACCUGGUAAAGAAGCUAACCUCUAAUUUUAAUCUAUAAGUCCGAAUAUUUAGUCUGUCAUUAAUUUUAUAGUGUAUACAGGGAAUAAUUCAUGCAGGGUGCGAGGAAAUUAAAUUUUCUUACCAACUAA
Molecule: messenger RNA, 2058 nt
Organism: Nannospalax galili (Upper Galilee mountains blind mole rat)
Lineage: Eukaryota; Metazoa; Chordata; Mammalia; Rodentia; Spalacidae
Gene: Pgm3
Product: phosphoglucomutase 3
Exons: 13
Coding region: 135-1760 (541 amino acids)
Biological process (GO): carbohydrate metabolic process; UDP-N-acetylglucosamine biosynthetic process; hemopoiesis
Molecular function (GO): phosphoacetylglucosamine mutase activity; magnesium ion binding
Source: RefSeq, a predicted model, not a curated record